Molecule: messenger RNA, 1307 nt
Organism: Poecilia latipinna (sailfin molly)
Lineage: Eukaryota; Metazoa; Chordata; Actinopteri; Cyprinodontiformes; Poeciliidae
Product: estrogen receptor beta-like
Exons: 3
Coding region: 347-1201 (284 amino acids)
Biological process (GO): regulation of DNA-templated transcription
Molecular function (GO): zinc ion binding; DNA-binding transcription factor activity; sequence-specific DNA binding
Source: RefSeq, a predicted model, not a curated record
UUCAUUUUUGUAGUUAUUUUUAUUGUGUCUUUUAUAUUGUGUUUUUAUGUUAAAUGGUGUAAGGUGACCUUGGGUGUUAGAAAACUUGCCAAUAAAAUGUAUUGUUAUUUAUUAUCAUUUUAGUUGAGCAUAGUGAAGAUGAAUUAGAAUUAACAUGACAAAGAUGAUGAGCUGCUAGGUGAAAGUGGCAGACAUAUUUUCUCUCAAAUAGAGUAAAAAAACUAUAUCAUUUACUCUAUUUCACAUUUUUUUCUGUUUCUGCUACAGGAUUUAUGUCCACCAGAACAUGUAGAGCAACAAGCUGCAAAGUCAUACAGAUCAAUAAAGGCAUCAUCAACCGCUCAGCAUGGCAUCUUCCCCUGGGUUAAGUCUGGACCCUUUACCCAUGCUUCAACUCCAUGACGGGGACUACAGCAAAGCUUCAGAGAGGCCGACCUCACCAGGGCUUCUCCCUACUAUGUACAGUCCUCCAAUGGGCAUAGAGGGCCACACCGUUUGCAUCCCCUCUCCUUACACAGAUAGUAGACAUGACUACCACGGACAUCUACCCUUGACUUUCUACAGUCCUUCGGUGCUGAGCUAUACCAGAGCACCCAUCGCUGACAGUCCAUCAUCCAUGUGUCCCCCUCUGAGUCCCUCUGCCUUUUGGCCCUCUCACAACCACCACAGCAUACCUUCUUUGACUCUGCACUGCACCCAACCUCUUGUCUACAAUGAACCAAACCCACAAGGACCCUGGCUUGAGUCAAAAUCCCAUGGCAUGAACCCAAACAGCUCUGUCAUCAGCUGUAACAAGCUGCAGCGGAAGAAAUCAGAAGAAGCAGGAGAAGAAAUAAAGUCCUCUUCAUGUUCAUCUGCUGUAGGGAAAGCUGACAUGCACUUCUGCGCUGUCUGUCAUGACUAUGCCUCUGGGUACCACUACGGUGUGUGGUCAUGUGAAGGUUGCAAAGCUUUUUUCAAGAGAAGUAUUCAGGGACACAACGACUACAUUUGCCCUGCCACAAAUCAAUGCACUAUUGACAAGAACCGACGUAAAAGCUGCCAGGCCUGCCGUUUACGGAAAUGCUACGAAGUAGGCAUGAUGAAGUGUGGUAAGCAUAAUUUUACUAAUAUUCUUUACAUUUUGCCAUCUUGCGAUAGUGUUGUUCUAGGGCUACAUCAUGAUUAUCCACAUGAGCUGCUGCUGACCAAACCCUCCUAACUUAGUGUUUACAUCAGCACCUCAGACCUCUGGCUACAAGCAGAGUGGUACAAACAUACAUCUUUGACCCAGAAGAAGAAGUGGUGCCUUCUGAACAACCAUCACA